Messenger RNA from Venturia canescens, 2203 nucleotides. It is a transcript of the gene waw, whose product is annotated as Translation factor waclaw. The record is from RefSeq and is a predicted model, not a curated record. Gene Ontology annotation, molecular function: mitochondrial ribosome binding; GTPase activity; GTP binding. The transcript is spliced from 6 exons. Bases 226 to 2187 code for a protein of 653 amino acids. Gene Ontology annotation, biological process: positive regulation of translation. Gene Ontology annotation, cellular component: mitochondrion. Lineage: Eukaryota; Metazoa; Arthropoda; Insecta; Hymenoptera; Ichneumonidae.
UUUGACCUUGCAACUGAGAGAAAAAGAGAGGAAUCCGUACAGAAACAUGUGGAACUAUAAGUCGACGCCUGAAAAUGUUCCUGAAUUAUUCACUAACGUCGCUGUUAUCGGCUGUCAACAACUGAAAUUGAAUGAAGAAUUCGUUCCUCCGAUUUUUAACAAUUAUUAAUUUUAAUAAAUUCAAUAAAACCCUCAUGGAAUUAGUACGACAUGAAAUGAUCAAACAUGGAAAUGGCUUUUAAAAAAACGUCAUACAAAUUUUUGUAUUCGCUAAGCAAGUGCAUAGUUAACAGAAGUUAUACACGUAACACGAAAAAAUGUGCUGACAUAUUUCCAAAAAAGUACUACUCCACAGAGGGCCAAGAACCAAAAGAGCACCAGGUGCCAGUCGAGAAUAUAAGGAAUUUCAGUAUAAUAGCUCACAUAGACCAUGGCAAAAGUACGUUGGCGGAUAGACUUCUGGAGAUGACAGGAGCUAUAAAGGCAAAUUCUGGCCAUCAAGUUUUAGAUAAAUUACAAGUUGAGAAAGAACGAGGUAUAACAGUAAAGGCUCAGACAGCUUCAUUGAAAUAUAUUUACAAGGAUACAGAAUAUCUGUUGAAUCUGAUCGAUACACCGGGUCAUGUUGAUUUUGCUACGGAAGUCCAUAGAUCAUUGGCUCCUUGUCAAGGUGUAAUUUUGCUAAUUGACGCAAACGAAGGUGUACAAGCGCAAACGGUGGCAAAUUUUUAUUUAGCAUUUGGUAGAGAUCUUGUCAUCAUACCAGUUAUGAAUAAAGUAGACUUGAAAAAUGCAAAUCCGGAACGAGUGUCGAAACAGCUGACAGCUUUAUUUGAAUUUGAGAACAGUGAAAUUCUCAGAAUAUCCGCUAAGCUUGGUACUGGAGUGGAAAAAGUGUUGCAAGCUGUGAUAGAAAAAAUCCCACCUCCGCCAGUACUGCGAGACAAGCCCCUGAAAGCUCUGAUUUUUGACAGCUGGUUUGAUAAAUACAAAGGUGCGAUUGCGCUCAUAUAUUUAAUUCAAGGUUCUGUUUCUCUGAAAGAUGUCAUCACAUCUGCACACAGUGGCAAAUCCUAUGAAGUUAAAUCUCUUUACAUGUUAAAACCUCAUCUGGAAGACAUCAAAACACUAUAUGCGGGUCAAGUUGGAUGUCUGGCCUGCAAUAUGCGAUCUUCUGCAGAAGCACACAUCGGUGACACGCUUCAUUUAAAGAGCAUACCUGUGGAACCAUUUACAAAAUUCGAACCAGCAAAACCAAUGGUUUUCGCUGGUGUUUAUCCAAUGGACCAAAGUCAGCACGUUGCUUUGCGCGGGGCGAUCGAGAAAUUAAUCCUGAAUGAUAGCGCGGUCACAGCCUGCAUGGAGAGUAGCCCUGCUCUUGGACAGGGAUGGCGUCUAGGAUUUUUGGGAAUGUUGCAUAUGGAAGUAUUCUCUCAAAGACUGGAGCAAGAAUACGGAGCUGAAGCAAUCGUAACUGCUCCAGGUGUUACCUACAAAGCAAAAAUGUUGGGAACUAAGAAUAUUAAACAGUACGGUGAAGAAUUCAUAUUCAACAAUCCAACACAUUUUCCUGGAACUCAAAUUGUUGAGCAAUAUUACGAACCCAUAGUACUCGGUACUAUUAUUACUCCAGAUAAAUAUCUGGGAGCUGUAAUGUCGCUGUGCUUGGAGAGGAGAGGUGUUCAACAAUCGUCACAAAACAUUGACAACGAACGAAUAAUGUUACAAUAUAUACUGCCAUUGAAUGAAAUAAUCGUCGAUUUUCACGAUACAUUGAAGUCAAUGUCGUCCGGUUAUGCAAGUUUCGAUUACGAGAAUCAGGGUUGGGUACCAUCGGAAAUCGUAAAAGUGGAGAUACACUUGAAUGGCACAUUGGUCGAGGAAUUGAGUACAAUAGUACAUUGUUCACGAGCGAGGGAAAUGGGAAAACGAAUGUGUGCGAAACUCGUCGAAAUUAUUCCAAGACAACAAUUCGUUAUAGCAAUCCAAGCGAAAGUUGGCGCUAAAAUAUUGGCGAGAGAAACAUUGAAAGCGUUCAGAAAAGAUGUCACUGCGAAAUUGUACGGUGGCGAUGUCACAAGACGAAUGAAAUUACUCGCAAAACAAGCUGCGGGCAAAAGGAGAAUGAGAAUGGUUGGAACUAUUCCUCUGCCGCGGGAAACAUUCAUCGAUGUACUAAAGAAAUAAAAUAUGCUGAAAUGAG